GAAACUACAAUGUAAUAAUUAUAUCAAGGACAAGCGAAGGAAAAUUACUAUGGUUUUGACGAGCCUUAUUUGCUAUGCUCAUUCUUCGAAAGAGUGCUGUUUGUUUGCAGAUGAUGGCUGUAAUUCUAAUCCAAUAAAACUAUGGUUUAUUCUGAUAAAACUUGGUCGUCAAAUUUGUACAAAUUAUUAUGUGUCUCGAUACGAGUGAUUCACGAAAACCGCUGCAAAUUAAGAAAAAAAGUUAAUUGUUUCCAAAACCGUCUAGUUUCGAAUCAGAAUGAAAAGAAAAGUUUUUUUUCGACCCUAGACCUUCGAAAUUGCAACAAACCUCAUCUCAGCUCGUAAAGAGUGGAGCCUCAUCUGCUGAGCUAAAUAUUAUUGGAACGGAAUGAAAUGUCUACUUCAACACAAUUAAAAUGUGGGUAUUUUAUGCAUAUUUCCCCAAAAGAACAUUAUUAGUCUAAUUCAGAUGGUCACAUAAACCUUCCUGUUAGAUACAUCGCGGAAUCAGAUACGAAUUGUAUGGAGUUAGAGCCACUGAUGUGAUUUGGAGCCGAUAAUGAUUCCGCGUUCAAUUGAGUAGAGGCGGUCACAUUCCGCGGUUAUUGAUGACCAGAGGUGUUGGAUUCAUUGCUGCAUUCACAGCGUCCUUCAGUGCAGAACUGUCUCAUUAGCGUCGAUGGUAAAAUACACUAAUUGGCAUCGAAACAGGGACUCCUAUAGUUAUAGUUGGGAUAUUUUGAUUAUUGUCACUUUUUGUGCCAUACCAGUAAAUUGGUCCUUUGUGGGUGAUUACACGACUUUUCCUGGUGGAAUUUAUUCAGUUUUGAUACGUCUCAUAUACUUAUGUGCGAUUUGUCACUCUUCGAACCCUCUAAAGGUUGAACAAUUUAACCGGGCUAUCUCUCGAACUUCUCAUGAAAAAAUCUAGUUGUUUUCAAUCACUCCAUCCGCAGUUAUCCGCCCUGAAGAAAGAAUGGAAGCCCACCACUAUCCAUCAGUCCACCAGCAGUCUGGUAUCCACGCAGGGUACAUCGAGCUCAACAGUCUCUGGACAGUUCGCAAACCUCGAUCAGGACUCGAUCGAAUUGAGGAAAAUCAAGAAAUUUCAGAGUUUCUUCAGGAGUUGGCUCUAUCGAAGAAGAUGGAAGCAGAUCGUGGAAAAGUACAUGAAGAGUUCACAUGCUGAUGAAAUGAGGAAGAGGAACAGUCUGGUGUUCAGGAUGGUCGAGGCAGAAGAAGAGUACAUGGAGCAGAUAGAGGUACUCGUGACAUGUUUCUUGCGUAACUUCAAGAUGGCGGCUUCGUCCAAGAAGCCACCCUGUUCACACGAAGACGUUAAUUCGAUAUUUUUGAACAGUGAAACCGUUCUGUUCCUACAUCAGAUAUUUCUGAAGGGAUUGACUUCGAGGUUGGAGAGUUGGCCAACCCUGGUUUUGGGGGAUCUCUUCUCCAUGCUAGUUCCGAUGCUCAGCAUCUAUCAGGAAUACGUUCGCAAUCACCACUACUCCCUUCAGGUUCUCACCGAGUGCAAGCAAUCCCCUCAAUUUUCCGCUCUGCUGAAGAGGCUGGAGAGCAAGCCAGCAUGUCAUGGACGUUCCUUGGAAACAUUUCUGACCUAUCCGAUGCAUCAGGUGCCUCGAUAUAUCAUUACUCUGCACGAAUUACUGGCGCACACGCCUCACGAUCACGUGGAUAGAAAGAGUCUGCAGAACGCACGACAGCAGUUGGAGGACUUGUCACGUCAGAUGCACGACGAGGUUUCGGAAACGGAAAAUUUGAGGAAAAAUCUUGCCGUGGAAAGGAUGAUUGUAGAAGGAUGCGAUAUUCUUCUGGACGUGAAUCAGGUGUUUGUAAGAGAAGGUUCUUUGAUUCAAUUACCAGGAGAGAAGGCUAAGACGUCGAGGAGCAAACUGAAUUUCAAAAGCGAAAGAGAAUAUUUGCGGCAAUGCUUCCUAUUCUCCAAUCACCUAAUUAUAGCAACGAGAACUUCAAGCGGAAAAUUGCACCUGGUACCAGACAUCGGCAAAAUACCCUUGGCGGAUGCCCUUCUGAUCGAGGAUCCUAGUGAAACUCAAGAGGAUGAAGAAGCAUCCGUAUGUUCAGUAUCCAGCCAAUCAUCUGGAAUGAGUGAAACGUCUGGAGUACCGGGUAGUCUGCACAACAGGGAUUUCAAAAUAUUCGUUGAACAAAAGACGGGAAAUACGUCUCAACAGCUCGUUGUGCAUCUCUUAGCGUCUUCUGUACAGGAAAAAGCGGCUUGGAUAUCCGAUAUAAGUCAAUGUUUGGAUAACGUUCAGUUCAAUGACAUAAUCAGACCUACUGCUUUGUCUGACAACUCCUCGAUAUCCUUACCUCAGUGUUUGAAGAACGAUCCGAAAUUGUUCAAAGACGAGGCCGAUAUACGUUUCAGUCGAACACUGAACUCCUGUAAAGUUCCCCAAAUAAGAUAUGCGACGCCCGAACGUCUACUUCAGCGCCUAACUGAUCUCCGAUUCCUCUCGAUCGACUUCUUGAAUACUUUUCUAUUGACUUACCGCGUUUUCACUGAUGGAGUUACCGUUUUGGAGGCUUUGAAAAGGGUGUUCUAUAGUAACGAGCCCGAACCGCAAGGUUCUGUCAUAUCUUUGGAAGGUCUGAAAGACGAACAUACGACACACUCGUACGACGAUCGUAGGAGGAGUAGUUUCUCCCCUAGAAGAACCAGCGGCGCUAGCUCUGUAUCUGGUUACGGAUCAGAGAUGAGCGAAAGGGAUAGAUCUCAUAGCUACGACUCCCAAGGGCAUAGACACUGGAAGUCUACCUUGGCCAAGUACGAAGAGGAAAAAGCGCAGGAGGUCGCAGCGCAUUCCAAAAUAGCUAGACAGUCGAGUCCGACCAAAUCCGCACAGAAAACGAGCGACACGCUGUCUCCACCUUCGCAAAAAAUGGUAUCCAUAAGGGUGGAGAAGAGCAAGGAUAGCGACAGUCGCCAUUUAACCAUCCCUACCAGUAAAGUAGCCGCUUCAAGCAGCAGCGAUACUUUAACCGAGGCCACUGUUCUCAGCGCACCCUGCUCGCCCAGCAACCUGAGCUCGGUCACUUUGGUGGCCUCUUCCCCAUCCGAUUCGAACAACGCUCAGGAGACUGGAGGGAGUAUAUCCCCACGUUCGCCAACGCAUACGAAGGACACCCCUAGCGUGAAAGAGCCACCGCAUAAGGAGCCUCCCCCAGUUGUUAGGGAAGUAACGCCGAAGAGUGACGUCCAGAGGAAAACGUCGGCGACGAAACACGAAGGUCCCGUUGAUAAGAGGUUGGAACGUUGUAUAUCUGAAGAUUCCGAAGAAACUCAAGAAGACCUGACGCUGUUCUAUAAUACGGUCCACCGUGCUUCGACCAGCUCUUCUAGAUCGAGCUACUAUGGAAUAAGGAGGUCAAUGCAGGAGGGAGAUUCCACGUCAACCGCCAGGUCUAGUUUCCAACAUGAUUCACCUCAAAAGCCCAGUAAGGCUGGGGUGGUGAUCACAUCAUUCAGACAGUCAAAACGGAGGAGCAGCACAUCAAGCGCUGCGGCUGCUUUUGCAAUAGCAGUUUCCGGAUCUAGUAAUCCCCGAGAUAUCUCCCCUAGCCAAGCUAAGGAACAGGUCCAAGACGAAUUCGCUGAAAGAGCACGUUACAAGGAGAAUAUUAUAUCGACAGCUUGUACCAUGAGAGUACUGAACGUUUUGAGGCAUUGGAUAUCGAAGCUCCCCCAAGACUUUGAGUAUAAUCAACGCUUGAAGAACAUGACCAUUGAGUUCUUGGACGAUAUCAUCUAUAGCCCAAACUUGUUGUCGGCUGAACAUAAAUCGGCAGCUCAGAUAUUGAGGCUAUUGACCAAGAAAGAUGCCGAAGGCUCUAAAAUCGACAUUGGCACUUUAUUGUCAGCCCCCUCUAUGCCAAUUAAGGAGAGCAUCGAGAUCUUAUCUGCACUUGAAAUAGCACAGCAACUGACCUACAUUGACCACCAGAUCUUCAUCGCAAUCUCGAGCGAAGAGUUCCUAGGUCAAGCAUGGAUGAAGAAUGACAAGAACAGCAGGGCUCCUCAUAUCCUCAUGAUGGCAAAAAGGUUUAAUGACGUAUCGAGACUAGUCGCAUCGGAAAUUGUCAGAAGAACUACGAUCAGCACGAGAGUUGCUGCUAUUGAGAAAUGGGCCGCUGUGGCUGACAUCUGCAGAUGUCUGCAUAACUUCAAUGGGGUUCUGCAGAUUUGUUCGGCGUUCACCAACAGUUCGGUUUUCAGACUUAAGAAGACUUGGGAUAAAGUGUCUGAGACGACUAAGCAGACGAUCGAAAAGCUCCAGAAUAUCGUGUCUUCUGACGGUAGGUUCAGAUCCCUGAGGGACGCCCUUCACAGGUGUGACCCCCCAUGCAUCCCUUACCUCGGUAUGUAUCUCACAGACCUUUCGUUCAUCGAAGAGGGGACGCCAAAUUUCACGGCUGAAAAUCUGCUUAAUUUCUCCAAAAUGAGGAUGAUCGCUCACGUCAUAAGGGAAAUAAGACAUUUUCAGCUGACGUCCUACAAGAUUGAGUUGAUACGUAAAGUAACGAGCUAUCUGUUGGAUUCUUCAUUAUUGAUGGACGAUGAGGAAUUGUACCGUAGGUCGCUGGAAAUUGAACCAAGGACUUCGAGGCUAACAUCGUCGGCUCUGCACCAUCAGCUUUCUCUGUCAAAAUGCUGAAUUAAAAAAAUUCUAUACCUAGUUGGAGUGAAUCUAAUGGCUGUCUUGUCGUCACUAAAAUCAUUAUAUAUGUUUCAACAGA
Coccinella septempunctata (seven-spotted ladybird) is the source of this 4782-nucleotide messenger RNA. RefSeq names its product ras-specific guanine nucleotide-releasing factor 1-like. The coding region runs from base 918 to 4700 and encodes 1260 amino acids. The record is from RefSeq and is a predicted model, not a curated record. Gene Ontology annotation, molecular function: protein binding; guanyl-nucleotide exchange factor activity. Gene Ontology annotation, cellular component: plasma membrane. Gene Ontology annotation, biological process: positive regulation of GTPase activity; Ras protein signal transduction. NCBI's taxonomy places the organism in Eukaryota, Metazoa, Arthropoda, Insecta, Coleoptera, Coccinellidae. The transcript has 19 exons.